UACCCGAGAGCGAGUUCAACCUCCAGCUGCGAUAGACGCGCGCAAACGUCCUAUUGCCCAAACUCAGAGGCUGCAUGGUGGCAAUGAAUAACCAAGUAUUCCUUCACUCAAAGGCAAUCAACGAUGGUGAAAAGCUCUCAUUGAUCAUCGAGGGACUUGAGGCGCGUACACGCUGCAGAGCGGAGAUGGACGGUGCGUGGUUAGUCAUAAACGACGAUAGAAUCCACAUGCCGGGUGAUCUAAGAAGGAAUGUUGGCUCGCCUCAUCAGCUGCAGUUCUACUCGUACCCGCUAAACCCAGUGGAGCACGUGCUUACGAAGAUGAAAACAUCCGUUAGACGCCUGCCGAGCAGACGUUGUGUAGUCAUUCCACAGAGCAUGAUUAGGUCACCACGCAAACGGCGAUAACGUCCGCCCGAGGUUGUGGAAGCUCCAAGGCCGUGAGAUACCGUUUUAGCCAUGGGCGCUGUGCUUGAAUUGCAUAUUCAACAUGUGGGCGUAUAUAAGCGGAAAGUCGAUGAUUCGAAUUGUCCGAAAUCUAUAGGUACUGCCUUUGUUUUUAGUUCUCUUACCCAGUUACAUCAUGAGUAGUA
Molecule: messenger RNA, 592 nt
Organism: Dicrocoelium dendriticum
Lineage: Eukaryota; Metazoa; Platyhelminthes; Trematoda; Plagiorchiida; Dicrocoeliidae
Source: the annotation of a GenBank genome assembly